Messenger RNA from Bubalus bubalis (water buffalo), 2622 nucleotides. It is a transcript of the gene SBSN, whose product is annotated as suprabasin. The record is from RefSeq and is a predicted model, not a curated record. The transcript has 4 exons. The coding region runs from base 102 to 1829 and encodes 575 amino acids. NCBI's taxonomy places the organism in Eukaryota, Metazoa, Chordata, Mammalia, Artiodactyla, Bovidae.
AAUUGAGUCAUGAGGGGUGGAGAAGAGCAAAGGAGGCAGAGGAUAAAUAGAAGCUUUGCCUCCUUGGAUCUUCUCUGCAUCCUCCCCGCUUGCCCAACAAUAUGCAUCUUGCCAGUUUGCUCAGCUCCUGCUCCCUCCUGCUGCUACUGGGGGCUCUGCCUGGAUGGGCGGCCAACAAUGAUCCCAUUGAGAAGGUCAUUGAAGGGAUCAACCGAGGGCUGAGCAGUGCAGAGAGAGAAGUGGGCAAGGCCUUGGAAGGCAUCAACAAUGGAAUCACUCAAGCUGGAAGGGAAGUGGAGAAAGUUUUUAAUGGACUCAGCAGCAUGGGGAACCAGGCCGGCAAGGAGCUGGAGAAGGGUGUCCAGGGGCUCAACCGUGGCUUGGACAAGGUAGCCCAUGGAAUCAACAAUGGCGUCGGACAUACAGGAAAGGAAGCAGAGAAGCUUGCCCAUGGGGUCAACCACGCUGCCGGACAGGUCGGGAAGGAGGCAGACAGAAUGAUUCAGGGGGUCCAUCAUGGGGUCAGCCAGGCGGGAAGUGAUGUAGGGAGGUUUGGCCAGGGGGCCCACCAUGCCACUGGGCAGGCUGGGAAAGAGGCAGAGAAGUUUGGUCAGGGGGCCCACCAUGCCACUGGGCAGUUUGGGAACGAGGCAGAGAAGUUUGGUCAGGGGGCCCACCAUGCUGCUGGACAGUUUGGGAACGAGGCAGAGAAGUUUGGGCAGGGGGUCCACCAUGCUGCUGGGCAGUUUGGGAAUGAGGCAGAGAAGUUUGGGCAGGGGGUCCACCAUGCUGCUGGGCAGGCUGGUAAAGAGGGAGAAAAAAUAGUCCAGGGGGUUCAUCAUGGAGUGAAUCAGGCUGGGAAGGAGGCAGAGAAGUUUGGGCAGGGGGUCCACCAUGGUGCUGGGCAGCUUGGGCAUGAGGCAGAGAAGUUUGGUCAAGGAGUCCACCAUGCCGCCGGGCAGGCUGGGAAAGAGGGAGAAAAAAUAGUCCAGGGGGUCCAUCAUGGAGUGAAUCAGGCUGGGAAGGAGGCAGAGAAGUUUGGCAAGGAUGUUCAUUAUGCUGCCGGGCAGGCUGGGAAAGAGGGAGAAAAAAUAGUCCAGGGGGUCCAACAUGGAGUGAAUCAGGCUGGGAAGGAGGCAGAGAAGUUUGGGCAGGGGGUCCACCAUGGUGCUGGGCAGUUUGGGAAUGAGGCAGAGAAGUUUGGUCAAGGAGUCCACCAUGCUGCCGGGCAGGCUGGAAAAGAGGGAGAAAAAAUAGUCCAGGGGGUCCAACAUGGAGUGAAUCAGGCUGGGAAGGAGGCAGAGAAGUUUGGCAAGGAUGUUCAUUAUGCUGCCAGGCAGGCUGGGAAAGAGGGAGAAAAAAUAGUCCAGGGGGUCCAACAUGGAGUGAAUCAGGCUGGGAAGGAGGCAGAGAAGUUUGGGCAGGGAGUCCACCAUGCUACUGAACAGGCCGGAAAGGAGGCGGGUAAAGUGGCUCAAGGGGUCCAUGAUGGGGUCAACCAGGCCGGCAAGGAGGCAGAGAAAUUGGGCCAUGGGGUCAACCACGCUGCUGGCCAGGCUGGAAAGGAAGCGGAGAAACUUGGCCAAGGUGUCCACCAUGCUGCAGGCCAGGCCGGGAAGCAGGAGGACAGGUUGCAGCAGACUGUUCAUAAUGGGGUCAACCAAGCCGGCAAGGAAGCCAACCAGCUGCUGAAUGAUGGUCAUCCAGGCGGAUCCACCACCCAGCACGGAGGGGCCGUAACCACAACCUUAACAUCUGGAGCUUCGGUCAACAAGCCCUUCAUGGCCUUGUCAGUCCUGUGGAAGAGCGUCACCAGCAUCAUUCCCUAAGCUGAUGAACUGGCCUGGUUGAAGACACUGACAUUCCUAUUGUCAUAUCCGCUGAAAUGACCUGAAGGAGCUGGGGCACACAGGGCGGGGUUGGGGGGGCGUGGGGAAGGGAAGGGGGAGGAUGGAUUUCUAUAGUCCCUUAGGGGGCAAUACUGAGACUUGUGAAUAAAUACAACACACUACACAACAUCAUGGUCCAUUGUGCUCCCUAAGUGGGGGAUCCAUGGGAGGAGGCUUGUCUUUCCUCCUCUUGCUGCUUUGCUGGAGGAGCCGGGAGUCUGAUGCACAGGAUGGGUGGAGCUGGAGAUUUUGGGCUGAUCUGAUGGAAGAGGGUGGUAACAGGGACAGGUUAUACUUCACUGGUGCAAAGUUUGUGCUUGGCACUGACAGGAAAUCCAUGCAGGGAAAGCCCCUCUGGGCAAGUAGUGGGGGGAGGAGCACCUGGGGGAAAAUGGCAGGAACCUUGGUGGAGCCCAGAAAGUUAGCAUCCUCCUUCAGGGGUGUGGACCCAAAGGAAUACCAAUAGCAACCCGUGUGUAUCGUGUAAUUAAGGCAUGCUAGGCACCCCGGGCAUUACAUGCAUGACCUCGCCGAAUCCCCUCAAUCGACCAGUUAGGUAAGAGGUACUGCUAUUGACCCAUUUUAUAAAAAAUCACAUGGAGGUUCAGGCAAGUUAAGAAACACAACCAAAGUCACACAAGUGGAGAGAGAAACAGCCACAAAGGAUAUUCUGAAAACCCAGAGGUCUUUUGCUGUUUAUUUUUUUUUAACAUUAAAAAAAAUAUUUUUGGUU